Molecule: messenger RNA, 2845 nt
Organism: Pygocentrus nattereri (red-bellied piranha)
Lineage: Eukaryota; Metazoa; Chordata; Actinopteri; Characiformes; Serrasalmidae
Gene: oxtra
Product: oxytocin receptor
Exons: 3
Coding region: 283-1428 (381 amino acids)
Biological process (GO): positive regulation of vasoconstriction; maternal process involved in parturition; female pregnancy
Cellular component (GO): membrane
Molecular function (GO): oxytocin receptor activity; vasopressin receptor activity; peptide binding
Source: RefSeq, a predicted model, not a curated record
UCAGAGAGAGAGAGAGAGGGAGACAGAGAGAGAGAGAGAAGUGGCUGGGGGUCUGAGAGAGAGAGCAGAAGAGAGGUUUGAGACUUGAGGCUCCUCUUCGAGGACCUCCUCUUCCACUGGCGUUCCUUGCAGAGCUGAGCGGAAAAUGCACUAUAGCUUCUUGCAGGGCUCGUUGCGUCCGGCCAGCGCGCGCGAGGAGACCGUCCGUGCCGGCUGAUUCGCGCGCACCGCGGACGCGCUCACAGUGCUGGGAACGCUCGCCGUGGACGCGGCUUUGGCGCCAUGGAGGACGCAUCUCUGGAGCAGCAGCCUUUCUGGGCGUUUAACGAGUCCUGGAGGAACUCCAGCCUCUCGAACUCGAGCGCCGCGGCCAACCAGACCGUCAACCCGCUCAAGCGCAACGAGGAGGUGGCCAAAGUGGAGGUGGCCGUGCUCGCGCUCGUGCUGUUCUUCGCUCUGGCCGGCAACCUGUGCGUGCUGCUCGCACUGCGCACCACCAAGCACGGGCCCUCGCGCAUGUACUACUUCAUGAAGCACCUGAGCAUCGCGGACCUGGUCGUGGCCGUGUUCCAGGUGCUGCCCCAGCUCAUCUGGGACAUCACCUUCCGCUUCUACGGGCCCGACCUGCUCUGCAGGCUCGUGAAGUACCUGCAGAUCGUGGGCAUGUUCGCGUCCACCUACAUGCUCGUGCUGAUGUCCGUGGACCGCUGCCUGGCCGUGUGCCAGCCGCUGCGCUCCCUGCGACGGCGCACCGACCGCCUGUACGUGCUGUGCUCGUGGCUGCUCAGCCUGAUCUUCAGCAUCCCGCAGGUGGGCAUCUUCUCGCUGCGCGAGGUGGGCGCGGGCGUCUACGACUGCUGGGGCGACUUCGUGCAGCCGUGGGGCGCCAAGGCGUACAUCACGUGGAUCAGCCUGACCGUCUACGUGGUGCCCGUGGCCAUCCUGAGCGCGUGCUACGGCCUCAUCAGCUUCAAGAUCUGGCAGAACGUGCGCCUGAAGACGCGGCGCGAGCGCGAGCGCGAGCGGCACGUCAGCAGCGUGGCGCUCAUCUCUCGCGCCAAGAUCACCACGGUCAAGAUGACGUUCGUCAUCGUGCUCGCCUACGUCGUGUGCUGGACGCCCUUCUUCGUCGUGCAGAUGUGGUCCGCGUGGGACCCGGCGGCGCCCAGGGAGGCCAUGCCCUUUAUCAUCUCCAUGCUGUUAGCCAGUCUAAACAGCUGCUGUAACCCCUGGAUCUACAUGUGCUUCGCAGGACAUCUAUUUCAAGAUCUGAAGCAGAAUUUGUUCUGCUGUCCAGCACUUUACCUGAAAUCCUCUCAGUGCCGCUGCGAUUUGGAGCACAACUCCAGCCGCAAGAGUAACUCCUCCACUUAUGUCAUCAAGAGCACCAGCAGCCAGCGGAGCAUCACCCAGACGUCCACCACAUAAGCCCUAAUCCAGCCGAAACUGACCGUGAUCACACAGAAGGACCAGAAAACAUCAGAGAAAUAACAGGACAGUGAGGUCACAGAAGGCUGUGGAAACUUGGACAGGAGCCUAAUGGGACUCAAUCUUUUGGGCACUAUUGGAAUCAACAGGAGCUCAGGCUCUGUGAUCACUGUGAUUACCUCCUGGAGAUGUUUAGAAUGUUCUGUCCUUAAGCAGUAAGCUCCUAGACAGCACAAAAAGACCAGCUUUAUGUCUCUGAGUGCUAGAAAAGGGGCAGAGACUGCAAUGUUGUAGCAGAUGCCACACAACCUUAAAUGGAGCCAAUAAAAUGCCUGGCUCCUAGAACCUGUUUGGGUUUUGGCUGCAAGAACAGAGGCCAUCUUAAAAGUCUUAGCUUCUGUUUUUGUGGGUUGUUUCUCGGCAAAAAACAUUCUUCUUUUGCCAUCACUGGAAUUUCAUAACAUCAAUGCCAUUAAUUCUUUACAAAAAGAAAGAAAUCUGAACUCUGCAUAUCUCUAUUUACUUCUUAUUUAAGGUCACCUUCAGUGAAGCUGCAUAUAUUUUGUGGAUUUACAUGCAUAUCUUUAAGUUGCAUGAAGACAUGAGCUAAACUCCAGAAUUAACUCAGAGACAGAUCAGUCUGGGUCAGUGGGCCUGUGUCCUCUGUAGCUUUCUUCCAACUUCUUUUUUAAUUGAUAUCAACAGGCAGUUGUUACUUUGACCCAUUAAGAGCUUGGCAUUGCUAUCCCUUUUCCUGGUCAUUAUUCAUGUCCAUUUUCCAUUGUCCUCCUGUCAACAUUCUUCUUUAAAAUUUUCCAUUUUCUUAACUUCGAUCUGAUUCAGAGUUUUGUGCCGUAACACUAUAUUAGUUGUUUUUAAAAUGUGAAAUUACAAAGAAUGUGUGACUAUUUUCCAUUUAUGAUUUUGUACUUGUGAAAGUAUGGUACAGAGUAAACUCUGUUGAAUUUAAGUAAAAAUAAUCUAAAUGUUACUCUAAAAAUAGAAGAAAAUCUUGUCUUGUUGCUGCAUCUUUUAACAAUAUUUUAAAGCAAAGAGCUUAGUCUGUUUACAUGACCAACAAUGAAGAGCCACAUCAUUUUUACAAUGACUUCAUGCUGCGAAGAAAAAAAUGUCCUACAUUUGAUAAAAUUGAUCUUUGCAGUGAAAUGAGGGGUGUGGUGUUACCCAGUGAAUAGCCAUAGCUAGGUUCACGACCUAUUGACGAGGGUAACAGGGAUGUGCUACCUGAGACAAUCUGAUGGAUGGUACAUCUUUCACAGUGUUUGCUCGUUUUUGUGAAGUUUUUGUUUGGGUCUCAUUUAAAAGGCUACUGAACUUUUCCUCUGAAAAAUAAUUAUGUCCAUUUACAGUUAAUAUAAGCCAGAACAUGACAUAAUUUAUUGAAAAUAAAGUGUAU